AUGGGGUUCCUAUUCCAUGUGAUUGAAUUACCAAAAUUGGCAUUCUUAUGGAGAUAUCUGAAAUUAAUGGUGAUUGUUUUCCUUACUCGGCUGGGUCUCUGCAAACCUCCCCCUGAAGAAGACGACGCGGAUUCAAGCUACAACCCCAAUAGUUACAUCCUUCUAUUAGACGGCACUUGCCCUUCCCUUGUCACCGUUCCAAUCGAGGUCGCCACCGCCGCCGUCAAGCUCAAAGUCCCCAUACUCCUCUACAGCGAUUACCUCCUCUGCCGCCGCCGGAAAUGCGGCCAAUCAGUGAAGGGAUGCUCGAUCUGCCUUGAAUCCAUGGAGCUAGAUGAGGAGGUCAGAGAGCUCAUCACCUGCAGCCAUGUCUUCCACAGGGGAUGCCUUGAUACUUGGGUGAACGAUGGACACGUUACCUGCCCCUUGUGCAGAUCUAUGUUGCUACCCCCUAAGUUGACCUCUUUCCGAUCUAGUUCUCUAAAUCCAUCCAUUACUAAUUCUAGUUAG
This is a messenger RNA of Solanum tuberosum (potato), 510 nucleotides long. Its product is annotated as probable E3 ubiquitin-protein ligase RHA2B. The coding region runs from base 1 to 510 and encodes 169 amino acids. The record is from RefSeq and is a predicted model, not a curated record. Gene Ontology annotation, biological process: protein ubiquitination. Gene Ontology annotation, molecular function: ubiquitin protein ligase activity. The transcript has a single exon. Lineage: Eukaryota; Viridiplantae; Streptophyta; Magnoliopsida; Solanales; Solanaceae.